Kockovaella imperatae is the source of this 1172-nucleotide messenger RNA. RefSeq lists its product as hypothetical. NCBI's taxonomy places the organism in Eukaryota, Fungi, Basidiomycota, Tremellomycetes, Tremellales, Cuniculitremaceae. The transcript has 6 exons. The record is from RefSeq and is a predicted model, not a curated record. The coding region runs from base 40 to 1122 and encodes 360 amino acids. Gene Ontology annotation, molecular function: nucleotide binding.
GACAACCUUUCUGUUUCUGUUCUGUCCGACACAUUGGAAAUGACCGACGAUCGCAUUCGAGUAGCCAUAGUAGGCACAGGGAUGUCUCUAUCCCAUCUGCACUACCCAAUCCUUCAAGCUCUACCUGAUAAGUUUGUUCUACAUUCCGUUGUCGAGCGAUCAGGCAAGCAGACAUGCAGAAGGACAGUCGGAACCGACGUCAAGGUCGUCAAGACUCUCGAUGAAGUCUUGGACGAUUCUGCCGUCGAGCUCAUCGCGAUUUGUUCGCCAAAUAAGACGCACUAUGAGUACUGUCAGAGAUCGCUCAUGAAAGGGAAGCAUGUGAUAUGCGAGAAGCCGCUCGUUCCGACUGCAAAGGAAGCUGAAGAGCUCUUCGCGUUAGCCAAGAAGCAGAAGCGAAUCUUGACGGUGUUUCAAAAUCGACGAUGGGAUGCCGAUUUCUUGACGUUGAAAGAGCUGAUCAGUAGUGGAAAGCUCGGCCCAUUGACAGAGCUGGUGUCUCACUAUGACCGAUUCCGACCUCUGUCCGUUAUCAACCCUUCAAGCUGGAAGGAGACACCGGGAGAAUACAACGAUAACCUAUACAAUCUCGGCUCUCACAUCAUUGAUCAAGUCAUCGAUCUACUCGGUGAACCGAUGAACGUGACGGCCCGAAGCUGGUCCAUGCGAGGUACUCAAGGCCUAGACGAUUCAUUCUCCAUGAUGCUCGAGUAUCCACCUCAAAGCAACUCAUAUGCUCCUCUUUUCGUGCACCUUCACGCUCGUAUGCUCUCACCGAUGGACCCCCAAGUCCGUUUCGUCGUCAAGGGACUCAAAGGCUCCUACACCAAACAUGGACUGGAUUCGGAAGCUUCAGAUCCAGACAUGUACGGCAGCCUCCAGCUCGUCAAAGAGAACGCAGGCGAUAGAGCUCAGGACGGAGCGUCGGCCGAACUGUUACCUCUGGAAAAAUAUCCCACGGGUCAGGGCGAGUAUCCCGCAAUCUACGCCAACUUGUACGACGCCAUAAAGUCUGGCGACGAGUCGAAGCUAGCCAUCAGUCCGGACCAAGCGGUGCUAUUAUUACGCAUAAUUGAGGCAGGUUUCAAGUCAUCUAGAGAGCGGGUCACCGUAACGCUGUGAGCGACGGUAUGAGUAGAUGGUAAUGUGAUGUAUGCAAGAUACUGUAGAGC